Molecule: messenger RNA, 957 nt
Organism: Hyaloscypha bicolor E
Lineage: Eukaryota; Fungi; Ascomycota; Leotiomycetes; Helotiales; Hyaloscyphaceae
Exons: 5
Source: RefSeq, a predicted model, not a curated record
CCUCCGCUUGGCGUCGACCCAGAUUUCGAACAUCCUGAUUCCCGCGGGAAUCGUAUUACAGCCACCAGCGUAGUAUGCUGGGUAGUAGCAACGCUAUUUGUUUCCCUACGACUGUAUAGUCGGCGCACUAUUGUCCACAUUAUAGGCCUUGAAGAUUGUAAUGAUUGUAAUUGCCUGUGCGUUUGGUUGUCUUCCUCUGUCCUCCGGUGUCGACUGAAAACAUUAGGGGCAACCCACGGGGCCGGAAUCCAUUUCUGGGAUCUUCGCAUCACUAUGCUCGAUCUUUUCGCCCGUCUAGAUAUUACUGAGUCUGCAUUUUAUGGCGCCUGUACCUUUUGUAUCAAACUUUCGAUUCUAAGCUUUCUCUCUCGUCUCUCGCCAGAUCGCAGAUUCAGGGCUUUGAUCAUUCUAAUGUCUGUGUUUAUAACUGUAUACUGUCUUUUCUCAGUCUUUCAAUUUUUUUUCUCCUGGAGCGCCGUACCAAAGACGAGGCAUUUAAGAAUUUCAGCUGGGUCCUGCUCCGGACCGCUCCAAGUUUGUGCGGUAAUCGCUGGAAUCAAUGCAGCAACUGAUAUUGUGAUAUAUCUGAUACCCAUUGCAAUAGUCUGGAAUUUGCAAUUGACAGGACGGAAGAAACUGGGUGUGAUAAUUAAUUUUACACUUGGGUCACUAGUAUGCAUAGCCAGUGUUGCUCGAUUCGUGGUCCAAAUUGUGCGCUUCCACGAUCCGGAUUAUUCACGAAUUAAGGAAAUAUUUUUACCGUUGAAUACGCUUGAGAUCAACGUUGGGAUAAUAUGCGCAUGCCUCCCGCAUUUGGCCCCCUUAGCUCGUCGACUUACAUCAAGGAGCUUGACGAGAGCACCAGAAGAUCGCAGUAUAAAUUUAGGUAUUCCGCAUGCUUCUACCGCUGGUCGUGAGUCAUUUAGUUUAUCUACGCCAACAGAAGACAGGGGGUAA